AUGUCUUCCGCGUCCAGUUUCGACCCUAACAACGUCGAUCUUGCUACCGCGAAUCCUGCCCAGGUCAUUUGCGCCCUCAAUGCAUCUGGAAACGAUUACAACGGUCAUCUUGGAGCACGCAUCUCUGCCCUUUUUGUCAUUCUGAUCGUCUCUACCGCAGUCACCUUCUUCCCAGUCCUGGCCAAACGUGUGAGAUGGCUCAAGAUUCCCUUGGUUGUCUACCUCUUCGCCAGAUAUUUCGGUGCCGGUGUGAUCAUCGCUACAGCUUUCAUCCAUCUGCUUGACCCGGCCUACGGCGAGAUCGGUCCUCAAACUUGUGUUGGCAUGACUGGUGGUUGGGCAGUGUACUCAUGGCCACCUGCUAUUGUGCUCGUCUCUGUUAUGGUUGUGUUUUUGAUGGACCUUCUGUCGGAGAGAUAUGUCGAAACCAAAUACGGCCAACAGAACGAUGAGACCGUGGAAGAUAUUAUCACCACCAGUACUCAUGCUGAGGUUCAGGCCGAGCAGCAGGGUCAUGGAGACGUCACAAGCACUAGUGGCAAAUCGCAUACUCCCUUCGGCGACGACAUGGACAAGAUCAAGGACCCUGUUGUCCUCGAGAAACUCGAAGCGGCACAGACUCAAGCAUACAAGCAGCAAAUAGCCGCUUUCCUGGUACUGGAGUUCGGUGUUAUCUUCCAUUCCGUCGUUAUUGGUCUCAACUUGGGAGUUGUUGGCAAGGAAUUUUCGACCCUAUACCCAGUCCUUGUUUUCCACCAGUCUUUCGAGGGUCUUGGUAUUGGGGCUCGAAUGUCCGCCAUACCUUUCCCCAAGAAAAGCUGGCUACCAUGGUUCUUAUGCGCCGCAUACGGUAUGACCACUCCAAUUGCGAUCGCCAUUGGUCUGGGUGUGCGCACGACCUACAAUCCAAAUUCGGACACCGCCAACAUCGUAUCUGGUAUCUUGGAUUCCAUCAGUGCUGGUAUCCUCAUUUACACGGGACUGGUCGAGCUUCUUGCUAGAGACUUCUUGUUCGACCCGUUGCGAACCAAAGACAAUAAGCGGUUGAGCUUCAUGGUAUUCUGUGUAUUGCUGGGAGCAGGUAUCAUGGCUUUGCUGGGUAAAUGGGCUUGA
Molecule: messenger RNA, 1113 nt
Organism: Aureobasidium namibiae CBS 147.97
Lineage: Eukaryota; Fungi; Ascomycota; Dothideomycetes; Dothideales; Saccotheciaceae
Product: Fe2+/Zn2+ regulated transporter
Exons: 4
Coding region: 1-1113 (370 amino acids)
Biological process (GO): zinc ion import across plasma membrane
Cellular component (GO): plasma membrane
Molecular function (GO): high-affinity zinc transmembrane transporter activity
Source: RefSeq, a predicted model, not a curated record